AUGGAGCUCCUGCGACAAGGAAGCUCAGAGACGAACCGUGGGGGCGCAUCUACUAGCAACAUUCCUGUGAUUAGGAAUAAUGAACAUAUUGAGGAUAGAGAAUCAGAACCUAGGAGAAGUAAGAGAACUAGAGUUGCUAAAGAUUAUGGUUCUGAUUUCUGUGUCUAUACAUUAGAGGAGGAUCCUGCUAACCUCCAAGAAGCCUUGUGCUCUUUAGAUGCUGACCUCUGGCAAGAAGCAAUAAAUGAUGAGAUUGAGUCUCUUGAGUCUAACAAAACGUGGCACUUAGUUGAUUUACCUCCUGGUUGUAAGCCUAUAGGUUGUAAGUGGAUCUUGAAAAAGAAAUUGAAGCCCGAUGGUACUGUUGAAAAAUACAAGGCUCGUUUGGUAGCCAAGGGUUUUAGGCAGAGAUAA
Molecule: messenger RNA, 414 nt
Organism: Humulus lupulus (European hop)
Lineage: Eukaryota; Viridiplantae; Streptophyta; Magnoliopsida; Rosales; Cannabaceae
Exons: 2
Coding region: 1-414 (137 amino acids)
Source: RefSeq, a predicted model, not a curated record